Molecule: messenger RNA, 1206 nt
Organism: Cyphomyrmex costatus
Lineage: Eukaryota; Metazoa; Arthropoda; Insecta; Hymenoptera; Formicidae
Product: putative gustatory receptor 28a
Exons: 3
Coding region: 1-1206 (401 amino acids)
Biological process (GO): male courtship behavior; chemosensory behavior; sensory perception of taste
Cellular component (GO): axon; dendrite; neuronal cell body
Source: RefSeq, a predicted model, not a curated record
AUGUGGAGACGAUGGCAGCUGUUCCAUGCUACCGACUUUCAAUCGCUUAUGUAUCCUUGCUUCACCUUCUGCAGCAUACUCGGAAUAUUUCCGUAUCGCAUCAACGCUUCAACUUUUGAAACUACGAAACAGCGCUAUAUUCUGACAACUGUCAUUACUUGCGUUUUCUGUUUGUUUACUUUAAUAAUGCUGUAUGGGAUUGACAUUAGUGGAACGAUUAAGUAUGAUAACACAUUUAUAACUAUAAAACGCAAUUGUUAUUUUAUAUACGGUCUACUUAUCGCGAUUGUUACAUACAUUAUGAAAGAUCUUCGGAUGCACUUACUUCAAAAUAUAAUGGAAAUUUCUUUGAUAUUGUCUCCUAACUCAUAUCGAAAGCUAUCUAGACUGAUUCACGCUAAAGAUAUUUUUGGUUUCUUUUUUGUAGUUGGACACAUGAUAUUUUGUUAUUUUCUAUUAGAUUUUGAUAACGCAGACAAGAUUCUUGUAUCGUGCAUCCACUUGAUAGGAUUUCAAACGGAUAUGUUGUAUAUGAAUUGUGUAUGCGUAAUAAAAUACUGUUUUAAGGAAAUCAACGAUAAUCUAACGAAUUUGCGGAAGCUCGUGGUAAAUGAUAACCCUCAUCUCUUGAGAGGAAUUUAUCAUGCACGAAGAAAUCCGUUCCUGCUUAUGAAACUCAAAGCAUUGAUAACACAGCAUUUGAUGAUCAGUGACACAGUGCAAAUGUUAAAUACGGUUUUCGGUCUACAACUUCUUGCUACCAUAGUUAUGACUUUCGUUGAACUUACUUUUUGUCUGUAUCUUUAUAUAAUUUGUUUAUGGAACGCUUACAUGUAUGGUUACCACACGUUUCAUGAUGUGUUAUUAGUAACGGCUUUAACGUAUCAAUUCAUCAAAAUAACAUUGACGGCAUGGGCUUGUGAUACAGGCAAGGAUGAAGCCAUAAUGGUCGGUAUCACCGUACAUGAAAUACUGAACGAUACUAUCGACGAACAAAUCAAAGAUGAAUUGCAGCAAUUUUCCUUGCAGGUACUGCAUCGGGAAAAUAUAUUUUCCGCUAAGGGUCUUAUACUAGAUGCAACGCUUCUCGUUGCGCUAGUGAGUAACAUUACUACAUAUCUAUUAAUUUUAAUACAAUUUUUAAUUACCAAGAAAGUUUGCCAUGAAAGAAAUUCACAAACAAUAUCGAAUGAACAAUCCAAUUAG